AAUGGCAUCGAUAUCGGCUCCCGAAUUCAAAGUAAUACUAUGCGGCGAAUACGGCGUCGGCAAGACAUCGCUGUUCAGACGUUUCGCUACCAAUAGCUAUCUGGAAACGGCUACGAUGUCGGCGGCCAAAUCACGCCAAUCGACACUCGGCUUGGAUCACCUGUCCCGGCCGUUUGAGUCGACCACCGGUAACAGGUCGCUGAAACUGCAACUGUGGGACACCGGCGGUCUGGAACGGGUGGCCAGUAUUACCAAUUCGUACUAUAAGUUUGCCGAAGCAGCCCUACUGGUCUAUUCGCUGGAUUCGUUGGAUUCGUUUCAUUGUCUGUCACAACAUUUACUGGAAAUAUUGAGUUUAGCCGAAAAUGCAAAGAUAUUUCUUGUCGGCAACAAAUCGGAUUUGUGUCCGCACGAAGUUCAACAACAAGAUAUCGACCAAUUUGUCGAACAGUUUCCGAAAUUUGACGGCCAUUUCAAGGUUAGCUGCAAAACGGCCGACGGUUUGCCUGAAAUGUGGUCGCAAGUUGUCGACCAGUUGGCUGCCGGUAGUUCGCUGUCGGCCAAGACAUCGAUGGACGCGGCCUUUAAAUUGCAUCAGAAACAGCUGUUGGACGGCGGGUAUCAACAGUCGUCGUCGUUGUCCUCAUCGGCCGCGUGUUGUGGUGGCGGCGGCGGAUCAUCGUCGGCGGCCAACACAUCUUAGCCGUUGCCGACGGGACCGAUGUUUUGAUCGUUUUAUUUUUGUCAACAAUUUUAAUAGAGAUUUUUAUAUACAGUAUAUGUAUAUAUA
This is a messenger RNA of Oppia nitens, 790 nucleotides long. It is a transcript of the gene RabX6, whose product is annotated as ras-related protein Rab-30-like. Gene Ontology annotation, biological process: regulation of endocytosis. Bases 2 to 703 code for a protein of 233 amino acids. The record is from RefSeq and is a predicted model, not a curated record. NCBI's taxonomy places the organism in Eukaryota, Metazoa, Arthropoda, Arachnida, Sarcoptiformes, Oppiidae. Gene Ontology annotation, cellular component: endosome. Gene Ontology annotation, molecular function: GTP binding; GTPase activity. The transcript has a single exon.